Molecule: messenger RNA, 5843 nt
Organism: Sardina pilchardus (European sardine)
Lineage: Eukaryota; Metazoa; Chordata; Actinopteri; Clupeiformes; Clupeidae
Gene: tex2
Product: testis expressed 2
Exons: 13
Coding region: 259-3810 (1183 amino acids)
Cellular component (GO): endoplasmic reticulum
Molecular function (GO): lipid binding
Source: RefSeq, a predicted model, not a curated record
CGACUGGCAGGGAGCGAUGCACGUCCACGGGCGCGGACCUCAUCUCGCACUUGGGCUCCGAUUUAACCGUGAGCGUCAGAUACUGUGAUAGCAUCCGACCGAAUGAGCCCAAGAUGAGCUGCAGAUCACUCGGCUACCAUAGGCUAGUGUGAGCCAUGAGACAUGACACACCUCUGUGGCCCAAUGCAGACACAGUUGCAGGCUGGAGAUUGACUGCCCCCUGAAGUCUCAAGGUGGUGAGCUGAGGGGAGUUGAGUCAUGAGCUGGCCAGGCGGCGGAGGCGGAGGUGGAGGUGAGCGUGUCGAGCCGGACCCCGCCCCUUCCUCUCCCCCCCGCGCCCCUCCCUCCUCGGGCCCGGGCCCCCGGCUCCAGGUGCAGCGCUCGCUCUCGCGCGACACCAUCACCAUCCACUUCUCUGCCCAGGGCCGCGAGGACGACGACGAUGACGACGAGCUCUACGGCACGCCGCUGACCACAGGUGGCGCUGCAGUGACCCCGGCCCUGGAGGCCAGCGAGGAGUUCAACAGCCACGCGGCCGCCUCCUCCUCCUCCUCCUCCUCCUCCGCUCCGCACGCCCACUCCCCGGCGGUGGCCAUCCUGCAGUCCUCCCCCUCGGCCUCCUCCUUCUCCUCCAUCAGCUCCUCCUGGCCCUCCGACGCCCCUCCCCAGCCCCCCGCCGCGACCUCCACGCACCCCCUCUCCUCCAGCGCCUCCCCGGUCCGAGUGGCACCAGGAGCGACGGCGUCGUCGACGACGGCGCCAGCUUCGGCCCUGCCGUCCAAGCCCUUCCUCGGCCUGGUCAAGUCCCUCUCCUCGGACGUGGAACCCCGGGAACCCAAAGAACCCCGAGAACCCCCGGCGGCGGCGGCACCGGCCGGGGUCGCGUCCCCCUCGGCCCGCCAGUCGCAGCAGCGGCGCCACCUGAUGAAGACGCUGGUCAAGUCGCUGUCCACCGACACGGCGCGGCCCGCCUCGGACGUCGCCGACUCGCGCUUCAACCGCAACCUGUUCAAGUCCUUCGGCCCGUCGCGCCCAGGGGCGCUGCACUCGACGGGGGGGCCCGGCGGCGGCUCGCCCUCGGCGACGGCGGCGGGCGUGGGCGACUCCAAGACGGCGCCGUCGUCGCCGCUGGCCUCCCCGCUGGACGGCCGGCCGUCCUCCUCGUUCUUCAAGGUGCCCGAGGUGGAGGCGCGCAUCGAGGACACGCGCCGGCGCUUCUCGGAGGUCAUGAGCGAGCCGCUGUACCUGCUCAGCAAGUUCAUGGGCGAGGAGGGCGGCGGCGGCGGCGGAGGAGGAGGAGGAGGCAUGCCCGCCGCCAGCGCUCGCGCCAGGACCCUCUCGUCCAGCGCCAGCGAGCUGACCAGCCUGGCCGGCCUGAACGGGCACCCGGAGGGCGGCAGCUACAGCAUCAAGGAGGAGGAGGGCGACACGGAGGACGAGGGCGAGGACAGGAGGGAGGGCGCCAUCUUCACCCACCCCAGGGUCAGUCGGAUGGUCUCGUGCCCGGGCCUGGAGUUGGGCACCAUAACGGCGGCCGCAAUGGCGUCGUCGCCACCACCGCCGCCGCCGCCGCCGCCGCCCCCCCGCUCGCCCUCGCUGGCGCUGGACCGCUGCAUGUCGGCGCUGGUCCGGCAGGAGGACGAGGAGUUCUGCGAGCUGUACAGCGAGGACUUCGAGCAGGAGUCGGACACGGAGACGGAGGGCUGGCGCGCGGGCGACGACCAGCGGCGCCACAGCAGCCUGACGGGCGCCUACAGCCAGGGCGACACCGACGACGAGGACGAGGACGAGGACGACCGGGACGAGGAGCGGGCGCCCGGCGUGCCCCACAACUGCCUGCUGCUCCUCAUCUCGGUGGUGUACGGCUACUUCGUGCUGCCGCUGCCGCCCUACGUGGAGGCCGUGCUGAUGGGCAUGGCGGCGGGCUUCAUGCUGGCCAUCCUGGUGGUGUGGCUGUCGGCCCCCCGCCACUCCGCCCUCGCCUACUCGUUGCCCAGGAGACGCCGGGGUGACCGGUGGAACCUGACGCCGCUGGACAUCAAGGAGCCGGGGGUUUUUAAGGGCUGGAUGAAUGAGAUCCUGAGCUAUGACCCAGAGACGUACCACGCCACGCUCACCCACUCGGUGUUUGUGCGGCUGGAGGGCUCCACGCUGCGCCUGUCCAAGCCCGGCCGCAACAUCCCCCGCCGAGCCUCCUUCAACGAGCCCAAACCCGACGUCACCUACAUCAGCCAGAAGAUCUAUGACCUGACUGACAGCAAGAUCUCUCUGGUGCCUCAGAGCCUGGCUAGAAAGCGCGUGUGGAACAAGAAGUACCCCAUCUGCAUCGAGCUGGGCCCCCAGGAGGACUUCAUGGCCAGGGCCCAGGGCGACCGGCCCGAGGCCGGGGACGAGAGGCCCGCCUCUGGGGCCGAGCGGCCGGAGGGCGGCGGCGGUAGCGGCGGCGCGCGGAGCGAGGAGACGCUGGUGCGGAGGUCGUCCAGCGACCUCACGCUCUACCUCUUCGGACGGACCGGACGCGAGAAGGAGGAGUGGUUCCGGCGGAUUCUGUUGGCGUCGAGGCUCAAGUCGGAGCCGAGGAGGCCUGCCAGCGUGGCGGGGGUUUUCCUGCCCUCUCACGGGGGCCUGGCCAACAGCCGCAGCAGUAGCCGGGGCAGCCUGGAGGAGGCGCUGCAGCCCCAGCCGCCGCGGCCCAGGGAGCUGCCCGUGGGGCUGAAGCUCAAGGUGCUGGACUACAGCGUGUACAUGGCCCAGUACGUGACCACCGGCGCCACCAGUCGCCCCGCCAGCCCCUCGCCCAGCGCAGCCAGCAGCCCCGGGGGCGGCAAAAAGGUGCCUGACAAUGAGGAGGAAGGCUCUGAGUCCGAGGCCUGGGUGAACGCUCUGCUCGGGAGGGUCUUCUGGGACUUCCUAGGGGAGAAGUACUGGGCCGACAUGGUGUCCAAGAAGAUCCAAAUGAAACUGAGCAAGAUCCGGUUGCCAUACUUUAUGAAUGAGCUGACGCUGACCGAACUGGACAUGGGCAUCACCAUCCCCAAGGUCCUGAAGGCCUCCAGACCCUACGUUGACCAUCAAGGCCUGUGGUUUGAUCUGGAGAUCUCCUAUCACGGCUCCUUCCUAAUGACGCUGGAGACCAAGAUGAACCUGUCCCGGCUGGGGAAGGAGGGAGAGGGACUCGGUGAACAGGGGAAAGAGGGGCCAAGGCCGAGGACGUACUGUUUGGCUGACAGUGAUGAAGAGUCAUCUAGUGCUGGAUCAUCAGAUGAAGAGGAGCCGCAGGAAGUUUUCACAGAUAAAGCCGUUCCUCCCGGGGCCGAGAGUUACGUUGGUGGCCACCGGCCCAGUAAGAUCAUACGCUUUGUGGACAAGAUUGCCAAGUCCAAGUACUUCCAGAAAGCCACAGAAACGGAGUUCAUCAAGAAGAAGAUGGAGGAGGUGUCCAACACCCCACUGCUGCUCACCGUGGAAGUGCAGGAGUGCAAGGGGACGCUGGCUGUCAACAUCCCUCCACCCCCCACCGAUCGAAUAUGGUAUGGCUUCCGGAGCCCACCGCACCUUGAGCUGAAAGCCCGACCCAAACUGGGAGAAAGAGAGGUGACUUUUGCCCAUGUGACCGACUGGAUUGAGAAAAAACUGGACCAGGAGUUCCAGAAAAUAUUUGUUAUGCCAAACAUGGAUGAUGUUUGGCUACCCAUCAUGCACUCUGCUAUGGACCCACGCUCAAACACGAGUCUGGUAAUGACAACGGACAUUUUAAAGGAAAGCGAGGUCUCUUCUGACGCUGAGCUCUCCACCCAGAGUGACAUGUGACAAAGCGGCUCUCUUCAGGGAAAGGUAAGAAACAACAUUCAUGGAGUUCCCUGGGAUACAGGACCCCAGUGGACAUAGAAGGUGAAAGCAGAAGAAGAAACAAAUGGCUUCCUCGGGACAAGACUUUUAUAAAGGAGAGUUGAUGAGAGAACGUGAAUUAAGACAUUACAGAGGUGCCCCCUCUAUGAACUCCACACGGAACUAAAAAAGCAUGGAUUACUGGACCUCCGUGUCUCCGCAGAGAAGGAACUGGUUGGAAUUCCAUGAUUCAUAGAAUUUUUUAAAAGGCGAAAGGUUUUUGAACAGUCAAAUGGUUCGAAGUCCCUCUGUCCACUCUCCCUCUUUCUGAGGCUGGUGAGAAAAGGAGAGGGAGAUGUAUGCAGUGGAGGACUUCGCCAGGACAUUUUUACCAUAGCAUGUACAAUUGCACUGCAAAUCCAAGCAUUCCAAGUUGAAGCAAGUCGACAAGAAAGAGAACAAAAAUAAGACCUGACUUGCGAAGCAGCAGCACCAAACUUUUUUUUUUUUUUUUUUUGGCAGUUGUAUGUAUGUUUGUGUACUUAUCUACGCGCUGAUGUGUAUGUGUGACAGCACACAUGCUGUUGGGAAAAAAUGACAUACAUAAGCAUUCAAGUUGACAGGUGCAGGGGCACAGGCCACACUCAGACACAUCAAAGCCAUCCAGGGUGUGACACUCGAGCUAUCCGUGAAGCUCGGCGAGACAAUGUUUAGGUUUGUGUGUGUGUCUGUCUGUGUGAGUGUGUGUAUGUCUGGAUGUCCGUGUGAUGUGAUGAUUGUCACAUGCUUGUGAUGGCACACCCACACUCACAUGCAUACAUGAGCCCUGGAAGACAAAAGCCUACUCGCAGCCCACACGUCCCUUUGUCUCGCUCGCUGCCUCCGCCCCUGUGUUGCCUAGUAGGUCAUCAAGCGUUGGCAUCCGACUUAUGCAAAUAGAUCAACAUCACUGUGUUCAUGAACAAUACCAGCUGAUACACGCCUCCCACCUGACUUAACCUGUCGUCAAAUGCACCCACACCAGAGUGGGCAGAAGAACCAGGUGUCACUGUUUGUUUCGGAAGACGGAGGCUUCAGCGAGUCGUCUUUUUAACAACCCAAUUGUCUCCUAGGAGCUUCUUUUUCCCAACCAAGUGCUUUGCAGAGUAGGUGUGGGAGAGGGUGGGGGCAAUCUAGUCUUUAACAGCCAAAAGCAAUGCGUGUCUUAAUCUGUCAUCAAAGCGGGCUUAAUGAAUGUAAGCAGGAGAGGUCAUUUUAUAUCCGCAACUCAGUUCUUAGUGGGAGGAUCGGGGGGGGGGGGGGAUUUGUCCAGACUCUUUGUGCUGUUCUAAGUCACAUUAUGUAUCAGUUCUGGUAUUCUAAAUAUUGUUGUCUGGUGACAUUAUGAAAAAAAGAAUGUUAUGUUUUUCUUUUGGCAGAAUUAAGACGUGCAAGCUAUAUGUGCAAAUCCAGGAAAAAGUCAAGUCAGUUACAGUGUGUACAAGUGCAGUUUUUUUGUAUUCAUAGAAAUGUGAGCUUGUGUGCAACUUAAAACUGCAGUCUCAAUAUGAACAAUAGCAUUACUGGUCACAAGCAAAGCAUCUUUUAUACAAAUGGAAGGUUAUGUGCAUUUCAUCAACGCAUCAGCUUCUACAGCUUAGAGAAAAAGGAAUAAUUUUGUCACCUGUGCACUUACCAAACUGUCACAAAAGCGGUCUUUCAUAGAGGCUUAAGUGCCUUUGAUAUCAGCAUUGCUCAUCAGCCAUGCAGUAGACUCUAGCAUGUUCUCUGUACAGCAUCCUCAUUAAAGUAGUGAUUUCCCAAUUUUGCUCAUUGUAAAAAGUAAUGAUUUACACCCCCAGUGCCAUAAUGUGAAUACGUGGGGGUGAAAAUAAUGUUCUCUAUUGUUUGGCCUGUGUGCUUCUUAUGCCAAAUAUUUGUUACAUUAUUUCAAACGUCAUGCUGUUGUUUAAUUAUGGUGUUUGUGUCAUGGCAGCUUGGACACACGAGGGAUCUAUUAAAAAUCUUUUGCUUCA